AUGUCGACCCAAGUCGUGAGCGACACAGCGCCUCUUGAUCCUGGGAUUUCACCUCCUCGGGAAUCAGGACACAGCUCCGACCAUGAACCAACUACGCAUGCAGCAGACCUGGCCCCUAAUCAACAUGGCAACAAUGUCAAGGACCAAAUCGAAUGUGCAAAGUCAACGGCGCCGGUCUUUUUGAAUUCACCUCCCGAGAGCAACAACACGAUCAAGUCCGAUGCGAGCGACUCGGAGCUAAGCGAAUUGGAAGAGGAACCAAUUCUCGACGACGCACCAUCUGCAACGACACCUGACCCUCCGACGGUGACUGCACCCGCACCAGCGCCUACCGACAAUGCCCAAGAAAAAGAACCACAGCAAGAAAAAGAGGAGGAAGAGGAAGAUAUUGGGGAGGUGCUUCCAGAUGACUGGUCUGGGGCAGUACCCAUCUUUCGUCCGACAUGGCAUCAGUUCAAAGAUUUCCAGAAAUUCAUGAAAAAGGUUGACCGCUACGGUAUGAAAUCUGGUAUUAUCAAGAUCAUUCCCCCGAAAGAAUGGAAAGACGCCCAGCCGCCGUUGGACGAUCUGGUGAAGCACAUACGAGUUCGAGAACCCAUCAAGCAAGAUAUAAUGGGAUCCAACGGUACAUACCGACAAGUUAACAUCCUGCAUGGUCGAUCCUACAACGUUCCACAAUGGCGACAACUAUGCGAACAGAGUGAACACCAGCCACCCGCCCGGCGUGGUGAGCGUCGAGCCAAUGCCGAUAAACCCAAACCAGCAAGGGCAAAACCUUCUGCCCCUAAAGAGACUAAACCAACAACGCCAAAGAAGCGUGGUAGGGGACGGCCUGCUAAGAACAAGGGAAAGAAGAAGUCUGUUGAUGAAGACGAACGUCCCAUGACCCCAGUCUCACCAAAACCGGAACCAGACGAGGAAAAAGACAAGCCCGUCGACUCAAUCGAACAAGAACUCGGCGAAGAAUGCAUAGACUGCGAUGAGCCUACUGUAGGAAGAAUGGGUGGUCGAAUGGGCGGUGCGAAACCGGCCAAACCGAAGACACAGUCCGUUUCAGCUCGCCGCAAGUACAGCCGACGAGAAGGGUCUGCAAUGAUUGAUGAGGCAGCUUUCAAGGAUUUCGAUUACCGCAUGGAUAUUUCAGAAUAUACGCCGGAGCGGUGCGAGGAACUGGAGCGAGCGUAUUGGAAGACUCUGACCUAUGCCGCGCCAUUGUACGGGGCUGACAUGAUGGGCACUCUUUUCGAUGACCGAACCGAGAAUUGGAAUCUUAACAAGCUUCCUAACCUACUAGAUGUCCUUGGUACCAAGAUCCCCGGUGUCAACACGGCAUACCUGUACCUAGGCAUGUGGAAAGCGACCUUCGCCUGGCAUCUUGAAGACGUGGAUCUUUACAGCAUCAACUAUCUUCACUUUGGUGCACCCAAGCAGUGGUAUAGCAUUUCUCAGGCCGACGCUCGUCGAUUUGAAGGCGCUAUGAAGAGCGUGUGGCCAGCUGACGCCAAAGCGUGCAACCAAUUCCUACGACACAAAGGAUUCUUGAUAUCUCCGCAUCACUUGCUGCAGCAUUACGGUAUCAAAGUGAACAAAGUUGUAUCAUACCCCGGCGAGUUUGUCGUUACAUAUCCUUACGGCUACCAUUCUGGUUAUAAUCUCGGAUACAACUGUGCCGAGGCUGUCAAUUUUGCACUGGACACUUGGCUGGAGAUGGGCAAGAUCGCCAAGAGAUGUGAAUGCGCACAGGCACAAGACAGUGUCUGGAUUAAUGUGCACGAAAUCGAGAGAAAGCUUCGCGGAGAAGAAACAGAAUAUGAAGAAACCGACGACGACGACGAAGACGACGAAGACGAGGAUCUAUCGGGCUUGCCCACACCGCCAGCCAGUCACGGAGUCAAGUUUAAGGAUGGAAGUAGGAAGCGGAAACGAGGAUCCGGUGAAAAGAAGACCAAGGCCAAGAGAAUUAGACUCCGGCUCAAGACUAAAGCGGAACCGCCUUGCUGUCUCUGUCCCAAUGACAGUUCCCAUUUCGACGUACUCCCUACUGACGACGGUCGAAAAGCUCACAAGCUGUGCGCGCUCUAUAUCCCGGAAACAUAUGUCGAUUCCGUCGACGGCAAAGACGUCAUCUGCAAUGUUGCAAGUGUGCAUAAGGAUCGACUGAACUUAAAGUGCCUAUUUUGCCGUUCCAGACGUGGCGCUUGUUUCCAAUGCUCUCAUCAAAAAUGCGCACGGGCAUACCAUGCCACAUGUGCGGCAGCAGCUGGCGUUUUUGUCGAGGAUCAGGAUAUCCCGGUGUUCGAUGAAGAGGGUGUCGAGUAUAAGGAGCAAGCUUUCGAGUUUAGUUGCAGAUUCCAUCGAGUUAGACGAGAUAAGAAGACCGAUGGUGCUGCUUUAGAGCUGGAUACAAAUAUUCGUGCCGCAGCCAAAGAACUCAAGGCUGGUGAAGUUUGCCAGCUACAGUAUCUCAAGGGUGAGAUAUUUGCUGGUAUCGUGGUUGAAAAUCGCCAACAGGAGGAGAUGCUGUUGGUCGAUGUGUUGCCACAUGGGGACCGCUUGGAGGUUGAGUGGAAGUGGUUGGUACUACCAGACGCUGCGGACUACCAUCUUCCAAAGGCAUCAGCAAAGGCACUACCGAUGCCCAAGUCUCGCAAGGCUAAGGAUAAGCUCAACACCAAGAGACUUGAUGCCGACAAGCCCAGAAAGGACGACAUUUUUGCAGAUGGAUACACAUGGGGCGAGUUUGAGCUUUAUGAAGUAUCAAACAAGGAGCAGGCUAAAGUCGACUUCACAAAGCCCGAUCAGAUCUGGUACUAUCUCGGCAAGACAUCGACAGAGGCAAGGGCGCAGUAUACCGAAGACCCAGCCCUGCAGCGUCACAAUCCAACAGGCAACUUCUUAGAUACGAUACCCAAGCCUCCUAGACCAACCCAUGUUGCGAAACAGAUGUAUAAUCACCAGUCAUAUGUCGCCAAAGCCAUGGCAUACUCGUAUAGUCUUGCGGACAACUAUGCUGCAGCACAGGGAGGCGCUCCGUUUGAGAAACCGUAUGUCUACAAGCCAAGAAAGCCAGUUGAAACGGUUUCCACCACGCCCCCGACCACCGGGUAUCAACACUUUACAUCGAGCCAUGCACCUUCAGUCGGCCCUGCCUCACUAUUCCACGCAUACGACCAUCAAACGGCGAAUUUUAGACCGCAACACGCUUAUAAUCCCCAUGACCAGACCACACCACACGGGCAACACUCGCAUAACAUGCAAAAUGUGCAAAGCGUACAUAGUGCCCCAAUGUACCAGUCAGCUUCGCAGGCAAUUUCACCAGGCCAUCAGUCCCCUUACCAAAGGCCUUCCCACUCCCCGCCUGUGCAACAAGGCAAACCAACAUGGCAAGUCCAUUCCUCGGUUUAUCAAAAGUAUCCCUUUUUCCAAGUGAACUACAAUCGGGAUUCGUCCAAGUACCGAAGCCCGUACUCUCCAUGGGGUGGCUUCACGGAUGGAUAUGGAGGAUAUCACGGAGCACAUUAUGGAGCACAUCAUGGAGCACAUCAUGGAGCACAUCAUGGAGCACAUCAUGGAGCACAUCAUGGAGCACAUCAUGGAGCACAUCAUGGAGCACAUCACGGAGGAUAUCACGGGGCAUCAUCAAUGGCAACUCAGCACGAUUCAAUGCGACAAUCUCCACCUGGCGCAGCGCAUGCCCACCAAGGACUUGGGCAGCAACAUAUGCUGCAAGAAAGGCAACAAGGACUGCAACAGCCACAACCUACACAGCAACCCAAGUCGAAGCCCGCGACAGCGGCAAAGCCCUUUAAGGUUGGACUUCCCGCCGCUGUUCAUCUUUCACUACAAUCGACUAAGUCAGCUAUGCAGGUCCCGUCAAAGGUUUCUCCAGUACCACUGCCUCCGCAUGUUGUUGCUGCUAUGGCUAAGAGCUCUGAGAAACAAGAAUCACCGAAAAUGAAUCCAAGGGCGAUGUUCAGCCAGCAAGCGGAAACACAGUCGCAUUCGGUAGCUACGACACCGCCGGUUGUCACUCAGGCGUCCACAGACCACUUCCAUCCCGGAUCGCAGCAGCCAAAUUCGGCGCCACAAGCUUGCCCAACUGCUCCUGGUAUUCCGGACCAUUCUGCCGGGGGGGAUUCCGGGGCUGCGCCAAUGGGAUCAACCGCGCAGGAAUUCACCGAUGUACCAGGUUCAGAAUCCAUGCAGUUUGUCGAACGGAUGAUGCAGAACUUGCGUAGGGCGUCCAUGAACGGAGAAACAAAUUAA
Molecule: messenger RNA, 4266 nt
Organism: Pochonia chlamydosporia 170
Lineage: Eukaryota; Fungi; Ascomycota; Sordariomycetes; Hypocreales; Clavicipitaceae
Product: jumonji family transcription factor
Exons: 4
Coding region: 1-4266 (1421 amino acids)
Biological process (GO): chromatin remodeling
Cellular component (GO): nucleus
Molecular function (GO): histone H3K9 demethylase activity; histone H3K36 demethylase activity
Source: RefSeq, a predicted model, not a curated record